Molecule: messenger RNA, 2771 nt
Organism: Epinephelus moara (kelp grouper)
Lineage: Eukaryota; Metazoa; Chordata; Actinopteri; Perciformes; Serranidae
Gene: kctd4
Product: potassium channel tetramerization domain containing 4
Exons: 1
Coding region: 285-1061 (258 amino acids)
Biological process (GO): protein homooligomerization
Molecular function (GO): protein binding
Source: RefSeq, a predicted model, not a curated record
GAGAGGAGGGACACCAAGCAGCAGAGAGAGCCAGUCUGUUUUCAGCUCCCAGUUCACUGUAGCUCCUGCCAGACAGCACUCAUCCAUCCACCAUCACACACUCAGACACAUUCACUCUCACUAUACAACAGCUGACAACACCUUUUCAUUUUCUCAGCAGCAGCACAGACUCACACAGCCAGAUCCAAAAGAGACGAAAAAAAAAAAAAAACCCGACUCGAUUUGUGCUGCAGACACACCAGCUCUGAGGAGGCUGGGUUGAGGCUGGAGAGGGUGACUGGAGAAUGGAAUGGAACCUCAGAAGGAUGGAAAGUGAACUGAGGCACAUCAACCCGGACCUGCUGCAGCCCAGCAAGAGCUUCAAGAAGCCCUCUUCAGGCACCAUCACCAUCAACGUAGGGGGGUUUCUGUACACCGCCCAUCGGACCACCCUUGCCAAACACCAGGGUUCCUUUCUGGAAGAGCUGGCCAACGGUAAGAAGCCGGUUCAGCACACUGAUUCCAUGGGCAACCCAUUCAUCGAUAGAGAUGGUCCAGUUUUUCGCCAUGUGCUCAACUACCUCCGAACUGGAGAGCUCCAGCUGCCCGACGACUUCCGGGAGGCAGGGCUCCUGCGACGGGAGGCUGAUUUUUACCGUCUGAGUGAACUGGUGGAAAGCGUGGUCGAAUGGGAAAGUCAGAGGGCGGCCCAGCGGGAGGCCGCCUUUUUGGAGAUGACAGACAGCCAUGAGAGGUCGCAGGGCCUCAAGGUGUACUGCAGUGACUCCACCUUCAUCGAAAAGGUCAAAGCGCGGCUGGUGCAGAUCUCCAAGAGCCGCCUGGAUGGCUUUCCGGAAGAAUUUGUGGUGUCGUCCAAUGUGAUCCAGUUCCGACACUUCAUCAAGUCGGAGCCAGGCUCACGGCUCGUUCUGAAGGAGGACAGCACAUUUUUGUGCACACUUGACUGUCUGAAACUAGAGACAGUGAUGCUAGCGCUGAGAUCAGGCUACAAGCUGGUCACCAGCCUCGAUAGCAGCAAAGGCUCUGUGGUGGCGGCUGAGGCCCUGCACUUUGUCAAGUAAGAUAAGAGGGAAAAGAGGGAAGAGAGAAGAAGAGGGGGAGGCAGGGAGGAGAAGAGUAGUGCCUGAUUCCAAAUCCACCCCGCUAAUGUAAGGUAUUGGCUUGAAGAUCUUGUAACAUGUGGUGAGCUGUAAUGUGUUAUUGGGUGGGAGAAGCAGAACAGGUGGGUUAGACUGUCUCACAGGACUGUUUGUAUCUUUUCUGCACAAAGCUGUCUUACAGACACAAGAUUUGAUACAUUUGGGGUAACAGUGGGUAAUUCAUUAACCUCUACACUGUCUUGUAAGCUAGUAUUUAUAGAAUUCAGAUUGAUCCAGAUCAACUUAGCGUUUAUCAUACCUAAACUGCAUUUGAUUGGACAUCACACAAAAAGUACGACCCUAAACUAUGAAAGACAAGCCAUCAGUGAAUCUUUCCAUAGAGAGGACGAAGGGACCAAACAGAGUCUGAACAUCGACAGCUUUAUCAGUGGAUUUGUCUCUGCACAAGGACUGCCUCUGCCGCUUUGUCAACAGCUGCAAAAGCCUUCAAAACCAGCCGUGAUGUGCACUGUUGUGCCAUUCAGCUUCGACUACAGUCUGUGCCUGUGUGUAUGUGUGUGUUUUGCUAUACACUGUGUGUGCUGUGUUUAGUUGGUUUAAUAGCUUGUGUUUAGUUUAUUAGCCUCUCUGGAGCCUGGGGGGGAAACCCGCCGCGCAUUGAGGUCGUGUUUGGAUUGACUAACAAACUUCACAUCCAAAAAUCAAACUGAAGCAACACAAACUGUUUUCUCUGUGAACAAAUUGAGUUUAAGUGCAAAGAAUCGUGAUUAUUGUAAGGGCUUUGAAUCUAGCAUGAUGCAUGUGCACUAAAUGAACUGUGUGUUUGUUAGUGCUGUGAGCCUCCGUGAAGUCAGUGCCACAAUGCCUAUUACUUUUCAAUGUCAGUAUUUUACAAAUAAAAGUGACACUGAAACUAUUGGGAAGUGUUUUGAGGUGUAUCUGCAAAAGUCUGUGUACAGUCUAAUGCCUGAGUAACUGCUUGGUGUAAGAAGCCUAUGAAAUUCUGUUAUUAUAAUGCUAAAUGUUGAAAGUUACUUUACAUCAUUAUAUAACAUCAGACAGCUUGUGCACAGGGAUGAUGGCUAUUUUGCUUGCAUUCAUUAGCAUAAAAGGUAUACUGAUGACCAUUAAAUGCUGAGCCACAUGAACUUAGUUCGUACAUGGUGUAACUCUUUACCACUGAGGCAGGCAGGAGCAUUAUCUAUCUAAAGUUUCCAGAAUCUUCUGAUGGAAAAAAAAUAAAAUAAGUGGGAGUGACAAACUGAGACGUCUCACACUUUCAGCUUUAGCAAAACAACAUUUUCUUGCACACAACUACUCUUUUUACACUUCUCUGCAUGUGUUAAACACCGCUUCUCAUGUCUGGAACAAUCUACAAGGUGUGCAAAAACAUUCAAGGAUCAGUGGGACAAAAAUAAGACUAUGUGCAGCAUAUUCUUGGUCGUUUCACACAUUAGUUGUCAGAACAGUAGAGAAUGUAAUGUUCCUGAGUUUCUGCUCACUGUAUUAAGACAUCAGAUCAAGUCCCACUUUAGACAGAUUCAAAGUGGCUUCAAUGGAUUAACGCCUGGAAGAUUUUCAAAUACAGACACCUACAGAAAUAACAGCCCUUUAGUGUAAUAGUCUAUAUCGCUGGUUGCCAACCUGGGGGUCACAACCUGCACCGGGGGU